Messenger RNA from Poecile atricapillus (Black-capped chickadee), 1853 nucleotides. RefSeq names its product paired box 7 (gene PAX7). Gene Ontology annotation, molecular function: DNA-binding transcription factor activity, RNA polymerase II-specific; RNA polymerase II cis-regulatory region sequence-specific DNA binding. NCBI's taxonomy places the organism in Eukaryota, Metazoa, Chordata, Aves, Passeriformes, Paridae. Bases 62 to 1564 code for a protein of 500 amino acids. The transcript has 9 exons. The record is from RefSeq and is a predicted model, not a curated record. Gene Ontology annotation, biological process: anatomical structure development; regulation of transcription by RNA polymerase II.
CUCCCCUCUCCCCGGUUGUGCCCCCCAAAAGCCCCGGAGCCCCCUCGGACGCCCCCCGACCAUGGCAGCGCUGCCCGGGACGGUGCCGCGGAUGAUGCGCCCGGCGCCGGGGCAGAACUACCCCCGCACCGGCUUCCCGCUGGAAGUGUCCACCCCGCUGGGCCAGGGCAGGGUGAACCAGCUCGGAGGGGUUUUUAUCAACGGGCGUCCUCUUCCCAACCACAUCCGUCACAAAAUCGUGGAGAUGGCUCACCACGGGAUCCGGCCCUGCGUGAUCUCCCGGCAGCUCCGCGUCUCCCACGGCUGCGUUUCCAAAAUCCUCUGCCGCUACCAAGAGACCGGAUCCAUCCGGCCCGGCGCCAUCGGAGGCAGCAAACCCAGGCAGGUCGCGACUCCCGACGUGGAGAAGAAAAUCGAGGAAUACAAGCGGGAGAAUCCCGGGAUGUUCAGCUGGGAAAUCCGGGACCGGCUGCUCAAGGACGGGCACUGCGACCGCAGCACGGUGCCCUCAGUGAGUUCGAUUAGCCGCGUGCUCCGCAUCAAAUUCGGCAAGAAGGAGGAGGACGAGGACUGCGACAAGAAGGAGGAGGACGGCGACAAGAAAGCCAAGCACAGCAUCGACGGCAUCCUGGGCGACAAAGGGAACCGCCUGGACGAGGGCUCGGACGUGGAGUCGGAGCCGGACCUGCCGCUGAAGCGGAAGCAGCGCCGGAGCCGCACCACGUUCACGGCGGAGCAGCUGGAGGAGCUGGAGAAGGCCUUCGAGAGGACCCACUACCCCGACAUCUACACCCGCGAGGAGCUGGCCCAGCGCACCAAGCUCACCGAGGCCCGCGUGCAGGUGUGGUUCAGCAACCGGCGGGCUCGCUGGCGCAAGCAGGCCGGAGCCAACCAGCUGGCGGCCUUCAACCACCUGCUGCCGGGGGGCUUCCCGCCCACGGGCAUGCCGGCGCUGCCCCCGUACCAGCUGCCCGACUCCUCCUACCCCACCACCACCAUCUCCCAAGACGGCGGCAGCACCGUGCACCGGCCGCAGCCGCUGCCGCCCUCCACCAUGCACCAGGGCGGCCUGGCCGCCGCCGCCGACUCCGGCUCGGCCUACGGCGCCCGGCACAGCUUCUCCAGCUACUCCGAGAGCUUCAUGAACGCCGCAGCCCCCGCCAACCACAUGAACCCCGUCAGCAAUGGCCUCUCCCCGCAGGUGAUGAGCAUCCUGAGCAACCCCAGCGGGGUCCCACCGCAACCCCAGGCCGAUUUCUCCAUCUCUCCCCUCCACGGCGGCCUGGACAGCACCAACUCCAUCUCGGCCAGCUGCAGCCAGCGCAGCGACUCCAUCAAAUCCGUGGAGAGCCUCCCGACCUCGCAGUCCUACUGUCCCCCCACCUACAGCACCACCAGCUACAGCGUGGACCCCGUGGCCGGCUACCAGUACGGCCAGUACGGCCAGACCGCCGUGGAUUACCUGGCCAAGAACGUCAGCCUGUCCACGCAGCGCCGCAUGAAGCUGGGCGAGCACUCGGCCGUGCUGGGGCUGCUGCCGGUGGAGACGGGCCAGGCCUACUGAGAGCCCCGGCAGCGGAGAGACCUCUGGAGAACCCCACCGGCUUCCAGGGAUCCUCCCUGAGCCCAUCCACCCCAGCUGCCCAGGAGAUGGGAGAGAAGGGGGGAGCUCUCCCGGGAUCCGGCUCCUCCAGAGCAUUCCAGAGGCGAGUCCAGCCCGUGGGGUCUGACUCCUCCUGUGGCCAGAGACAACGGCUUGGGUGCAUUUAUCGACCCCCAGCCCUCCCUCCAAACCUCCUGGCCAUGCCAUUCCCUCACACUCCAGAACUUUCCAUUCCCUAGGUAGCUGGAAA